UGAAAGUGUCGACGAGAAGUGACUUAAUACGGAAAUCGAAAACGGAAGAAAGCAUAAAGUGAAAAAAUGUUGAAGAUUUCAAAAAGUGCUUUGAUAUGUGUUCUGAUGUGUCUCAUUACUCCUGCCCUUGGAAGUUUUCUUCAUGGUCCAUCACAUGUGGGUGUUCCCGUGGGAGUUCCAGUUCCAGUGCCAGUUCCGGUUCCAUCGCCAGUUGCUGUUCCUACUCCAGUGGCUGUUCCCACUCCUGUAGCUGUUCCCACUCCUGUGGCAGUUCCUGCUCCAGUAGCUGUUCCCGUUUCUGAUACUAUUACUGUUCCAGCGGUUUAUAAUGCUCAUCAUGGAUUUACCUAUGGAGCUUCAGAUCAUUAUGCUCCUGCUCCUCCAGCGAUCUACAAAUAUGCAACAUCAUAUGCCGCCCCUCAGCCAGUUAUCAAAUACUCCUUGGGUCCUCCAGUGACCACCACUACUACUACCUACACAGGAUUUGCUGCACCACCACCACCAGUUCAAUAUGCAGCAGCAGCACCUGUUCAGUUUGCCGCACCACCGCCACCACAGUUUAUAGCCAGAUAUGCUGCCCCGCCCACUGCUUACCAGUUUGCAGCCGCCCCCUCCUACGGAAGAUAUAAGCUCCACUUUGGAUCACCACCACCAUCUCAUCACACUCCGGCUGCUGUCUAUGGAGCUCCCCCGACGACAUUUAACACUCAGGGCUGGUAACUCAUGAAGUCAGCAGAUGGGCCCCUACUCAUUAUGCAUAACUAUGAAUGAUAAUUUCCUCAAAUUAGCAAUUAAUUAAAUCUAAAUAAUGUUGUUAUGUUUUGUAUUAACCGCGACUCGUAAAUUUAUGCGAAGAACUCGGAGCGUAGCGAUUAAAUUAUGCUUAAAUCGAAACCCAUAAAUAA
Molecule: messenger RNA, 905 nt
Organism: Drosophila eugracilis
Lineage: Eukaryota; Metazoa; Arthropoda; Insecta; Diptera; Drosophilidae
Product: extensin
Exons: 2
Coding region: 67-720 (217 amino acids)
Source: RefSeq, a predicted model, not a curated record